CCCUCCAGAGUGACAACUCUCCUCCAGCUAAUAGAUUGAAAGGGAUUGCGGCAGGUUAUUUCAGGAUAACGUCAGUCAGGCGUUCAGUCAGUCACCGCAUCCCACAGUCAUGUCGCUGAGGCUCUUGCCCGCCAUCAUCAUGGACGACGAGGAUGAUGACGGCAACUUUACCAAGUGGAUGAGCAGCUACUGGGGACACGGAGGCGAAGGACGCGGCGGAGGUGGCGGAGGAGGACACCUGCGUGAAAGGAAGCGAAGUUUUAGGAGACCGGCCAAGACAAGAGUUGAUAGACGAGCAUCUCUUCCAACAGUCUCCCAACUUGACGCCAUGAAGCUGAACCGGUUACACGCGGCCACUACUGCGAGUCACGCGAAAAGCCGAGAGGACAAGGGUGAGGUUAGACCUCACCAGAGGGCUCGGCGGACAUCCUUAGACGACAACAAACGCUCCAAGCUACCGGAGAGCCGCAUCGGAACCAUCCCUGAGCUGACCGAAUCCUUUCAAAAAAGACUUUGUCUUCAAGAUAAAUGCACCCCGUCCCAGAACGGAGAUGGCAAGAUGUGUCUGCUGUGUCAUGACAACGUGUACAAAAGUGGUGCUGGCCUUCAAGAGCCGCAUUGUGUGCACACCUUUCACAAGGAGGUCCGAGCCGUGCGGUCCACGCAGUGGCAGCGAGACGGCCGCGACCUGCAUGGUGAGGAGACUCCUGAGCGACAGGCGGAGGUCCGCGGAUGA
Messenger RNA from Syngnathus typhle (broad-nosed pipefish), 736 nucleotides. It is a transcript of the gene lnp1, whose product is annotated as leukemia NUP98 fusion partner 1. The record is from RefSeq and is a predicted model, not a curated record. Lineage: Eukaryota; Metazoa; Chordata; Actinopteri; Syngnathiformes; Syngnathidae. The transcript is spliced from 4 exons. The coding region runs from base 110 to 736 and encodes 208 amino acids.